CUUCUCCGAAAGCUCUACGCGAGGCAGGCGGUAGGCGCGUAACACUCCCAGCUCUUCUAAUAAAGUGCCAAUCUAGGAGUAAAGAUGUACAGAACUACAAGAUCCCCCAUGAUGCAGCCGCUGGUCAACUCAGGAAUGGGCCUGGCUCCUUUCUUCAAGGUGACUGUGUUCGAGCAGGAGCAUUUCCAGGGAAAGUGCCUGGAGUUCACCUCUGAGUGCUGCAACAUCCAGGAGUGUGGACUGGACAACAUCCGCUCCAUCAGGGUGGAAAGCGGAGCCUGGGUGGGUUUCGAGCACCAUGACUUCCAGGGCCAGCAGUUCAUCCUGGAGAGAGGAGAGUACCCCCACUGGGACGCUUACAGUGGCUCCAUCUCCUACCAUGUGGAGCGUCUCAUGUCUCUGCGCCCCAUCUACUGCGCCUCUCACCAGAGCAGCCGCAUGAUCAUCUUUGAGAGGGAGAACUUCAUGGGCCGCAGUGUGGAGAUCUGCGACGACUACCCCUCUCUGCAGGCCAUGGGCUGGAUGAUGCCCGAGGUUGGCUCCAUGCACGUGCAGUGCGGCGCCUUCGUGUGCUACCAGUUCCCUGGCUACAGGGGCCAGCAGUACAUCAUGGAGUGCGAGAGACAUAGUGGAGACUACCAGCACUGGAGGAACUGGGGCUCCCACUGUCAGACUCCCCAGAUCCAGUCCAUCAGGCGCAUCCAGCACUGAGAGGAGGACAGGCUGAGACUGAGGCCACGGCCCACGGACAGCAGCUCCCCUCCACCCCCCAUCCCGCUACCCACAAUCCCCUCCUCUAUUUCUUCCUCUCUCUCUUCAAUCCUUUCCUUCCUCUUGACUUGAGACGCGAAAAAGCCGCCCCAACCCGACAACACUACUGAUAUACAGCCGCUGCCACAGAGUGUGAUAAGAGACAAUAUCGCACUGUUAAAGCACAGGGAAACACACACACACACACACACACAUGCUGACAUAACUGACACUCAGCACAGUGUCUUUUUAUUUGGUUUAGAGGUGUCUAUGCACACAAACACACACCUGCGCUGUACUCUCACCUGAGCUCUGCGAUGACAAUUCGAACAGAGGGGAGAUGAAGCUCCAACGUGUCCAGGAAAAACUCCCCAGCUGCACUCGCUCUGUGGUGCAGCUCAGAUGUGUUUUGUUGUUGUGUGUAGGAGGUUGAUCCACAGGUUGAUAACUAAUAAAGUCAUUUUCACUUCA
Molecule: messenger RNA, 1221 nt
Organism: Amphiprion ocellaris (clown anemonefish)
Lineage: Eukaryota; Metazoa; Chordata; Actinopteri; Pomacentridae
Product: beta-crystallin A1-like
Exons: 6
Coding region: 85-711 (208 amino acids)
Biological process (GO): visual perception; lens development in camera-type eye
Molecular function (GO): structural constituent of eye lens
Source: RefSeq, a predicted model, not a curated record